UGAUUCUGCUUGGUUCUAACCAGUAAGAUCCGACAGAAGGCGGGUCCUGUCUGAAGAGGUCUGGAGCUGCCAUUUGAGGAACCUGGCGAGGGGCACUGGCCUGGUGGGAAUUGGACUCGAAAGCCGCCAGGGCUCUUCUGGUGGUGUGAUCCGAAGCCUCUCUCCUCACAGGCCUGGGCUCCUGCCCAAAAAGCAUAAUCAUGAACAUUUUGGAACUCAUGAUGAAAAGGAAAGAACUUAUUCCGUUGAUCGCAUUUGUGAGUGUUGCUGGAUUUGGAGCAAUUUCAAUGGGGUUAUAUUCCCUUUCCAAAAGUGAUGUGAUCAUUAACAAGAGAAAAAAUCCAGAACCAUGGGAAAAUGUAAAUCCUAACAAGCCUCAAAAGCUUAUCACAAUUAACCAAAAGUGGAGGCCUGUCGAAGAACUACAAAAGGUCAGGAAGUUGACCAAGUGAUAUGAAUGUCCUUGCAAAGUACACUCUCUGAAUCUAGCAGCAACAUCUCUCCACAGACUAGACUACUGGAACCAAUGUGUGGAAGUGCUUCUGCUGUAUUUUAGGAUCUCCCUGCAUUUGGGGAUUCUGAAUGAGGAAAUUCCAUUUUGCCCUAAAAGUGGAAAGCCUAACAAAAUCCACUUAAUCCAAAAAUAAAAUUCUCAAGUUUGGUGUCUUGUUUGUAAAGUUGAAUUUUAGUUCAUUAGAGUAUUCAUGAGAAAGAACUGUUGAAUGCAUUUGUACCUAUGUGUUUUUUCAUUAAAUUGAAUAUGUAAAAUGAUUUGUAAAGUAAAUUACAUUUUAUAAUAAAGUGAUAUAAUGUUAAGUUUUUUGAAAA
This is a messenger RNA of Sarcophilus harrisii (Tasmanian devil), 828 nucleotides long. It is a transcript of the gene COXFA4L3, whose product is annotated as chromosome 2 C15orf48 homolog. The transcript has 5 exons. The record is from RefSeq and is a predicted model, not a curated record. NCBI's taxonomy places the organism in Eukaryota, Metazoa, Chordata, Mammalia, Dasyuromorphia, Dasyuridae. The coding region runs from base 201 to 452 and encodes 83 amino acids.